Schistocerca serialis cubense is the source of this 5468-nucleotide messenger RNA. RefSeq lists its product as uncharacterized. Gene Ontology annotation, cellular component: nucleus. Bases 300 to 5423 code for a protein of 1707 amino acids. The transcript has 22 exons. Gene Ontology annotation, molecular function: protein binding; transcription cis-regulatory region binding. Gene Ontology annotation, biological process: positive regulation of transcription by RNA polymerase II. Lineage: Eukaryota; Metazoa; Arthropoda; Insecta; Orthoptera; Acrididae. The record is from RefSeq and is a predicted model, not a curated record.
UGGGCUGUGGUUAGGACAAUGUGACUGGACCGUGUAUAUUAUGCAUAUUCUGUGUCUAUCUAGCCCUUUCAGCUUCAUGUUUGUACCUAACAUGCAAAAUGUCAAACAUGCAAAAUAUGUAUCAGAAAUGUGAGGCAAAGCUUAUAGAUUCAAAAAAAUCAUGUGUUCAAGUGAGAAAGGUAUCGUGUGUCAAUUUUGAUGCUUAAAGUUUCUGUAGUGGAUCUUUUUUGGGUUGUAAAAAUUUGGUAACAGUUACCUGCGGGUCUACACUUCCAAGAAGAAAUCUGUUUUAAUCUACAAUGGCGCAAGAAGAACGGGAGCUGACGUACGAGAAGCGGGCCGACGCGGCGGAUAUGGCGGGCGAGGACUACGAGCUGCAGCUGUGCGCCCUGCUGGUGGUGCGGGCCGCCACCCACUGCCCGCGCGGCUUCUACCUGGCCAGCAACCACAGCCAGGCCGGCAGCUUCGACGACAUAGUGCUCUUCUGGCGGCAGGAGGUGGACGGCGGCGGUGCAGCGGCGUGGCGCGGGAUGCUGCUGCAGCUGAAGCACAAGCAGGCGGAGGCGCUGGGCCGCAAGGUGUUCCUGCCGGCGCCGCAGGACCAGAAGAAGGCCAAGGGCCAGGGCAGGAAGACGCCGCAGGCCAACUUCAGCCUGGUCGACUACUACGAUUCCUACCGCCAGAAGGUGCGGCCCGCGUGGCAGCAGAUGGUCAGCAAGAUCGGAGCCGUCCCACUCGAGCAGGUAACGGUCGGCAUAUUCACGAACACCGGCGUGAAGAAGAUGGACAUACGCGACGUGAACACCGCGCCCGACAUCGUGGACACUGGCGCUGUGAGAGGCGCCCAGGAGAUUUCCAGGAUCACGGAGGUCACCUUCUCGCUGGAGGAGGAGGACGUCGGCUGCUGCUUCUCGACCUGCGAAGACCUGAGCGACGCCGGCGAGUUCCUGUCCAGGUUCCGGCUCUUCUGCAACCAGGCGAGCCUGGAGAAGCUGCAGCAGCUGAUAAAGGACGAGCUGAUGGCGGCCUUGGGCACGGGCCCCGGGGAGUCCACGGACGGCGCCUGCGCGGCGCUGCUCUCGGGCGUCAAGGCGUGGUGGACGGCCAAGAAGGCGGCGCCCUACCUCACCGCCGACAGCGCCCUCUGGACCGACAUCGUCCUCGCCCAGCUGGCGGACCUCGGGGAGCCGCUCAGCGGCGCCGUGCGCGCGCUCGACCUCACGUUCACCGCAGAAGCGACCGACCCCUUCGGCCGAGUCUUCUCCACAGCGCCAGGCCGGCCGGUGGUGGUGGUGUGCGAGCGAGGUUGCGGUCUGCUGUCGGCGGGGAAGGCGCUCCAGGCCCUGCAGCCGGACAGGGGGCUGGCCGUGACCGCCGAGGCGGCGGAGCGCCGCCUGCCCGAGGUGGCGGCCGCGCUGUCCAGCCGCGCCUGCCGCUGGCUGCUGCUGCUCCAGCCGCACAGUGCAGACCCGCUGUCCGCCGCCGCCCGGAGCCGCCUGCUGGACGAGCUGCGGCGCCACCCCAAGACGCUCGUCCUCGUCACAGACGCAGACGGGGUGCCUCCUGACGCGACAGAGGGCUGGACUCGACACGACGACCAGUUCUCGCUGCUCCAGCUGGACACCGCGUCCCAGGAGCGGCUGCUGCAGAAGACCGUCAUCUUCCAGGGGCUGGACACGACUGUGGGGGACAUUGUCCAGGGCGACGGGCCGGAGCGGGUGCGGCGCGCGGCGCAGCUGCUCGGCGGGCUGCAGGUGCUGCGCCUGCUGAGCGGCGGCCCGCCGGCGGUGGGCGCCGCCCUGCGCGACGCGCCGCGCUACUUCGUGGAGCGGCCGCUAGAGCGGCGCCGCGAGCUGCGGGACGACGUGGUUCUGGCGCCGCCACCAGGCGCCGUGCUGGUGCUCGGCGGGCUGCCCGCCCAGCGCCGCGGCCAGGCGCUCGCCGCCGGCGCCAGCUUCUUCCGCGACGCCAUGAAGAGCGGCGGCGACAGCCCGCCGCCCGUCGUCCUGCUGCAGGGGAGGGAAUGGCCGGACGCGCAGUUCGAUCAGCUGUGCGAGAAGUGGGGCACGGCGGGCCGGUCGCUGCACUGGCUGUCCUGGCAGGACGGCGGCACGUGGCGGUGGGAGCGCAGCGUGGGCGACACGUGGGCGCUGCGCGGACACCUGGCGGGCGGCGGCUGGAGCGCUGAGUGGGCACGGGACGCGCUGGAGGCGGCGCCGGGGGAGCGCGCCGUCGUGCUGGAGGGGCCGCCCGGCAUCGGCAAGAGCACGCUGCUGGCGCACCUCGCCGCCGCCGCCAAGCGCCGCCUGCCGCACGCGCUCGUGGUGGUCGUCGAGCUGGGCAGGUACAGUCGCGAGCUGCUCGAGAGCCCUUUCCUGGACGCUGGAAGUGUGAAGAAGUUGCUGAAGUUGGCAGCCAAAAUUGACGACGCCGCCAACGACGGUCUGGACGGCGCCAUUUUCGAUUUCUGCCUGGACGUCACUGGGGAAGCGGUCGUGGUGCUCGACGGAUUCGACGAGAUCUCCCACUACGAGGAGCAGUUCGACAAGCUGGAGAAGGGCGCGGCGGCGCUGCGGGCGCUGCUGGACAAGACGCGCGUGCGCAAGGUGUGGGCCAGCACCCGGCCUGCCACCUGCCGGCCGAUCGAGGAGGCUGCGCGCGUUCUCGCCUUCCAGCUGCGCGGCUUCUCCGCCAGGGAGCAGCACAAGUUUUUCACGCUAUUCCUCGAGAGCACCGGCGCGAACGCUCACCUUCCCCAGGUGCUGCGGCAGGUGGAGGCCCUGCAGGAGCGGACGAGCCUGAGGCGGCAGGCGCUCAGCUUCCUGGAGGUUCCGCUGCACGCCGCCAUGCUGGCCGAGGUCGCCACCGGCGAGGACGGCUCGCAGGUGCUCUCCGACGGCGCUAUCGACCUGUGCCGCCUCUACGAGACGUUCUUCAACAAGAAGGCGGACAUCUACCAGCUCGAGAAGCGCAAAAUGGCCGUGCACGAGUCGCACACUGGCUGGGAAGCUGCAGCCGGUCGGGAUGCAUACCAGGAAACCAUCAUCGUCUUUGCUCUCAGGGCGCUGUUCUCGCCGGAGGAGGCGUCGCUGCUGCUGGGGGAGCUGGAGGGCGCGGACGAAGACGAGGACGAGGACGGAGAGGCGGCGCUGGCGGACGUGGCGGCGCACGAGCAGACGGGCAUCGUGUACGGCGCGGACGCGGGCAGCGGCCGGCCGCGCUUCGUGCACCGCACCUUCGCCGAGUACUUCGCGGCGCUCUUCUUCUGCUGGGGCUACCUGCCGCAGCCGCGGCGCCGGGCCCGCGCGCCCCUGCCGCACCGGCAGCCCUCGCACCUGCGCUGCUGCGCGGCCGCCGCCGCCGCGGAGGAGCGCCCGCGGGCCGUGCUGGCGGCCGCGCUCGCCAGGGACGACCUCGAGUUCUUCAGGGACAUGCUGGCCAGGAUGCUCUGCAAGGACAUGCCUCUGCACGUGGCGGUCAUCCAGGACGAGGAGGAGGAGGUGGUGCGGCUGGCGCAGCAGCAGGCUGCGGCGGCCACGGCGCCGGACACCGGGGGCCGCUCGCCGCUGCACCUGGCUGCCAUCUACAACUCGGCCAGGGCCGCCCGCGUACUGCUGGCGCAGGUGCCGGACGGCGCGCUGACGGCGGAGGACCGCGUGCUGCGCUGGCGGCCCCUGCAGUACGCCGACCUGCACGGCGCCUGGGAGGUGGCCGACGCGCUCCUCGCCUCCCACUACUCGCCCGGCGACCUCGCGCACACGAGGGACCGCCUCCAGAGGGCCGCGCCGCUCGCCGCGGACCUCCUGCGCGCGUUCGUGGCCAAAGGGCUCUGCAACCUGACGCGCUUCCUGGUGACGGAGUGCGGGGUGUCGCCGGAGAAGGUGACGGACGAGCCGCGGCAGCGCCGGCCGCUGCACGAGGCUGCGGAGGCCCGCGACGCGCGGAUGCUGCGCGUGCUGCUGGAGGUGGGCGCCGACGUGGACCCGCGAGACACCGGGGGCCGCACGCCGCUGCAGCUGCUGUGCGCGCAGGCGCACCCGGCGAGCGAAGACGAGCGCGCCGCCGUGGGGGCGGCCGAGGUGCUGCUGGCGGGCGGGGCGGGGGUGGCGGCCGCCCUCAGCCGCGCCGGCGCCGCCCCGCUGCACGACGCCGCCGCCAAGGGCUGCGCGCCGCUGCUGCGCUGCCUCCUCACCAGGGGGCAUGGAGUGACGCCGGAGACAAUGGUGUUCCCAAACAAGAAGGGCCAGACGGCGCUGCACGUGGCAGCGGCCAGCAACCGCACGGAGGCGCUGCAGGCGCUGCUGGAGCUGGGGGCGGACCCUGAGGCCGCAGCCCACCCACCGGACAAGACGGGAGCCACGCCGCUGCACAUCGCUGCCAGACACGGGUUCGUGAAGGAGGUGCGGCUGCUGCUGGCCUUUGGCGCCUCGCCCGGCGUCAGGGACCGUGCUGGACGGACCCCGCUGCACUACGCCACCACAGGCCAGUGCGUCGACGAGCUGGUGAAGGCGGGCGCCGACCCCAACCAGCCAUCCGAUGACGGGCUCACGCCGCUGUCUCUCGCCGUCGCCAACGCCUGCACCCCUAACCUGGUGGCGGCGCUGGUGCACCACGGCGCUGACGUCACAGCCGCUGACAGCGACGGCAACGCCGCCAUCUACGUGGCGGCGAGCACUGGAAGCACUCGCGCGGUAGCCAUAAUGAUGAAGAACAACAAGAAAGCUGGCGAAGAUGCGCUGUGGCGCGCCGUGGAGCGGUGUGACGCGCAGGCAGCGCUGACGCUGGUGGAGGCGGGCGACCUGCUGGAGGACGACUCGGAGCGGCUGCGGCUGCUGCACCGGGCUGCGACCUGCGGCGACGCCAGCGUCCUCGAGGCGCUGCUGUGCUACGGCUUCCCCGCCACAGCCGCAGACGCGGCCGGCCGCACCGCCCUGCACGCCGCCGCCGCCGCAGGGAGCAGCGCGGUGUGCGAGCUGCUGCUGCAGUACGGAGCGGACGUGCGCGCGCGCGACGCGCAGGGCCGCCAACCCCUGCACGACGCGGCCAACGAGGGGACGGCGCAGGCGCUGCUGGGCGCCGCUGGGGUGGAGGCGGACGCGCGCGACCUCAGGGGCCGCACGCCUCUGCACGCCGCCUCCGCCGACGACCGCCACGACGUCGCCAGGCUGCUGGUGAGCGCUGGGUGCGACGUCGAGUCGCGGGACUGCGAGGGCAACACGCCGCUGCACGCCGCCGUCGACGCCAACCGCGUGAGGCUGGUGCGACUCCUGCUGGAGGCCGGCGCGGACCACAGGGCCAGGAACAGCCAAGGGCAGCUCCCGCUGGACUUGGCUCGCAGGCUAGGCGGCAAGGCGAGGAAGUACGAGGCAAUAUUCGAGAAGGUUGCUGCCUCAAGGAAGAGACUUGCAGAUGCUAAGAAAUGAAAAGCAAUAUAUAAGGAGUACCUAAUAAAAGAUAAUGAUAAAUCA